This is a messenger RNA of Paramisgurnus dabryanus, 3062 nucleotides long. NCBI's taxonomy places the organism in Eukaryota, Metazoa, Chordata, Actinopteri, Cypriniformes, Cobitidae. The record is from RefSeq and is a predicted model, not a curated record.
UGACGUCACGCGCGGCCAUUACACAGCGCGUUCAUGAGGAAGGUCGGAAGCUCGAGGAGCCAGCGGAAAACUGAACAGCGACGGACAGCAGACAUUGUCGAUAGAUAUCGUGUCUGAUAUCGCACAAACAAACGUGUAGAUACCAAUAGUCACCGUUAGAGAAUCGCGCGUUAUGUGAGGCGAUAUUUGUGUUGAACAGCAGUGUUUGCGGUUAGAUGCGCGUCGCGUCGGCCCUGCGCAGCGCGUGAGUGCGGCAGUAUUGGAUUAAAGUGGAUCGUUAUCAUAAAACAAGCUAUUAAUACACGAGGAAUCAGAAAAAAUAAGCGAUGGAUGAUAAAGUGUUUACGAAAGAGUUGGACCAGUGGGUCGAGCAGCUGAACGAAUGCAAACAACUGACCGAGAAUCAAGUGAGGAGUCUCUGUGAGAAGGCUAAAGAGAUUCUCACUAAAGAGUCCAAUGUGCAGGAGGUCCGCUGUCCCGUCACUGUGUGUGGUGAUGUACACGGUCAAUUUCAUGACCUGAUGGAGCUCUUUAGAAUCGGGGGAAAGUCACCCGACACCAACUACCUGUUCAUGGGUGACUACGUAGACAGAGGUUAUUACUCGGUGGAAACAGUCACACUUCUCGUUGCGCUAAAGGUUCGAUACCCAGAGCGCAUCACGAUAUUGCGGGGAAACCACGAGAGCAGACAGAUCACACAGGUGUACGGCUUCUACGACGAGUGCUUGAGGAAAUACGGCAACGCAAACGUCUGGAAAUACUUCACAGAUCUUUUCGACUACCUUCCACUCACAGCACUUGUGGAUGGACAGAUCUUCUGUCUGCACGGUGGUCUGUCUCCAUCUAUAGACACACUGGAUCACAUUCGUGCUCUGGAUCGUCUGCAGGAGGUCCCUCAUGAGGGUCCGAUGUGUGAUCUGCUCUGGUCAGAUCCUGAUGAUCGUGGCGGAUGGGGAAUCUCUCCUCGAGGUGCUGGUUACACCUUCGGCCAAGACAUCUCUGAAACCUUCAACCACGCUAACGGUCUCACACUGGUCUCACGUGCACAUCAGCUGGUCAUGGAGGGGUACAACUGGUGUCAUGAUAGGAAUGUUGUCACUAUUUUUAGUGCACCAAACUAUUGCUAUCGCUGUGGCAACCAGGCUGCGAUUAUGGAACUGGAUGACACGCUUAAAUAUUCAUUUCUUCAGUUUGAUCCAGCUCCUCGCCGUGGAGAGCCUCACGUCACCCGUCGCACCCCUGACUACUUCUUGUAAGAGAGCACUGGGCCUUUAAAGCAAGCGACAGCUUACCACUAUUCAUCCAGUGUGUGUGUGUGUGUAUAUAAUAGGGAGGGAAUAUGUUUGACAUGACAACACUAACACGGACCAAAAUGUGCCAUACAAGCAUUUAAUGCCCAAAUCCAAUCGCUCUGUUUCAGUACUGCUGCAAGUGUCUCGUUUUAGACUAUAGUACAAUUGCCUGCUGUAUACAAUGAAUUGACAUGUUCCCUUUAUUCUUCAUUGUACAAUACUCAAGAGUAAAACAUGAUAACUAGCUGUCUCUUAUCACAAUAUCACUGGAAUAAACCUCCUUUGUGUUGGCGAUGCCAGGCAUGUGAAAUACAGUAACAUUUUAUACAAGUGCACAAGCGUACAUAUUUUCCUUUCUUUUCACCAAAAAUACUAUUGGGAAGUAAAUGAACCUGAUAUGUCCUCUCAUCUGAUCCUCUACUUUCUUUUGUGUUGACUGUCUUCUGUGUAUUUGUCAAUAAAUGAUAGCCUCUUUGGUGUAUUUGAACUAAUAAAGGUCAUUUUAAUCGCAAGCUACACAAAACAAGACGCUAGUUGUGCUUUUGUUCAAAAUUGUUAUUUGAGACAUUAGCGAGUUAUUGUAUGGGGUUUUAUAUCAGGAAUUGAGUGGAUUCCAAAGUGAAACAUUAUUUGAUUUUUGAAAAACACUUUGGAAAAUGGAGUCAGGCCGAGUACCAAAACACACUUGUAGUCAGUCAACAUGUCUACUAACUGACAUCGUUGCCUGCAUUGUGUAGGUGUGUGGUGGGUCUAUCAAAAGAAAGUCCAGAUUCUAUUGGGGUAGGGACAUGUUUAUUUAGGUGAUUUUAAAUUUCAACAUCGGCUUUUAGAGAUCAUGGACCUUGAAGACAUAUCGUCCCCUUGGAAUUAUAAGGUUUUAUCUGACAUUAUCUGACUUUUUUUUUAAGUUGUGUACAUUUUGAGAAUUUUUAUUGAAAAAACAAAAAGGUUCUAUCUACAAAGUCGAACUCUAACUUGGCUCUAUAAGGUUCUAUCUGCGUGAGCGCUUCGAAUGCACAUAAGAUGACCAAUCAGGAUCAACUUUAUAUGUGGAAACUUGACUUGAGUAAUAUUACUACAUAAAGCUACUGUGUUUAAUAGAGGUAAUGUCAGGUAGGGGAGGAAAUGAUGUUGCAAGUGCACUAAUGAAAAUAUUUGAACGCGUUGUACGUGAUCAUCCACAUGCCACUAAGAUGAUAACAUGGAGUGAUAGUUGUGUGCCUCAGAACAUAAAUUCCAUAAUAGCCUUUGCUAUGGCAGAUUUUCUGACAAGGCAUCCUCAAAAAAAAAAAAAACUCCAGGCCACCCCGGAGUGCAGGAGUAGACAAUGUGCACCGCCAUAUUGAAAAGCCAAUGGCAGUGUCUGAAUUCUGUCUUUCCACACGUUUUACUGAAGGUGAUCAGGAACAACCCAUAUGAAAUCAUACAGAUGAGAGUAUAGAUUUGUAUGACUUUUAGGUAUGUUCCAAGCUGUUUCAGUACAAACCGGUUCCAUUUUCUGAAGUGUCACAUCUUGUGUUUGAUCAGUGUCCAUAUACUCUUCAUUACACAAAAUCACAUGCAGAGCCAAGAGUUAAAGUAGACCUAAGAGGACCAAGCAAACUCACGAGAAGCCUGGCACCUACAUCCAUAUUACCCAAACCAAGUGUACUCUCCAAACUGGGCAUCAUCUCAGAGGUCCAUGUUUAAAUUCAUGCACUAACAGAUAGAGAGUAUUAUAAGUCUGUGUUUUAAAAAAGAAGUCACAGAGAAUAUUAUAGUUCUGUGUUU